Messenger RNA from Caenorhabditis bovis, 2523 nucleotides. Lineage: Eukaryota; Metazoa; Nematoda; Chromadorea; Rhabditida; Rhabditidae. The record is from the annotation of a GenBank genome assembly.
AUGGCUGACGACGACGAGGAAGUGAUCCAGAAGGUCGAGGUCAAGCCCGAUGAGUUUAAUGGGCUUAUCGGAAGCAUUGCUGGGAACCUGAUCCGUGAAAAGAUCGGCGGACCAGGAGGUGAUAUCUUCGGUGGCCUCGCGAGCAACUUCCUCGGUGGAGGAGGAGGAGGCGGCGGCGGCGGCGGUGGAUUCUCAGGUGGCAACGGCGGAUUCGGGGGAAGCGGGCCGAAUUUUGGCGGUGGCGGCGGCAAUAAGGAGCCUCGAAGGAAACGAGACAUGGCGAUGGAUGUGAUCGGCGGAUUGAUAAGCUCAGGUGCUGCGAGCAAUAUCAUCGAUGGAAUAAUGCACAAAAAGAAGCAAGGCGACGGCGGUGGAGGAGGAGGCGGCGGAAAUCGUGGUGGUGGUGGUGGAUCAAGUGGAAACGAUGCUCUUGGCAAUUUAAUCGGCGGACUCAUCUCUCGAGGUGGAGGCGGCGGCGGAAAUGAUGGCGGUGGUCUAGGUGGAUUGGUUGGGAAUCUGCUCGGUGGCGGCGGCGGCAGCGGUGGAGGAAACCGUGGCGGAUACAAUGAUCCGUAUCAAGGUGGCGGCGGCGGAUUCGGUGGUGGCGGUCAAGGUGGAGGCGGCGGCGGCGGCGGCUUCAACCUAAACGACAUUGGUGGAAUUAUCAACUCGCUUGGCGGAGGCGGCCAAGGAGGCCAAGGUGGCGGCUUCGGAAGCCUCAUCGGUAGCUUGAUCGGUGGUGGCGGCGGUGGUCAAUACUCUGGCGGAGGUGGUAAUGUGAACCCGAACCAGCUCAAUGGUGGAAUGGUGAACAUCAUCGGAAACCUCAUCGGCGAGGCUGCGCAUCGAUUCCUUGGUGUUGAUCCGAGCACUGGACGAAUUAUUGGCGCGGUCGCCGGUAAUGUGAUCAUGGGUCUUGGCGGAAAAGACAAUUCUCUUGGAAACAUCGGAAAGGUUAUCCUUGACAACAUCAUUUCGGGAAAAUUCCGACGCGACGUUGACCCAUUCGUCCGUCCGGGACCCAAUGACGACAGAGGUGGCGGCCCGUCACCGAUUUCUCCGAAACCAACGACGGAGCCGCAAGACUUCUAUCAGCUUCGUGACGAUUGUCUUGCCGCGAAGCAGCUGUUCGAGGAUCCACAAUUCCCGGCCCAAGACAGCUCGUUGUUCUACAGCAAGCGACCGCCAAAGCGUGUGCAAUGGUUGAGACCCGGUGAGAUUGUUCGUGAGCCGCAACUCAUUACCGAGGGACAUUCGAGAUUCGAUGUCAUCCAGGGAGAACUCGGAGAUUGCUGGCUCCUUGCGGCCGCUGCCAAUUUGACACUCAAGGAUGAGUUGUUCUAUCGUGUCGUUCCACCAGAUCAAUCGUUCACUGAGAACUACGCUGGAAUCUUCCACUUCCAGUUUUGGCAGUACGGAAAGUGGGUCGACGUCGUCAUUGAUGAUCGCCUUCCAACCAGUGAUGGUGAGCUUCUCUACAUGCACUCGGCAUCGAACAAUGAGUUCUGGAGUGCUCUUCUUGAGAAGGCCUACGCCAAGUUGUUCGGUUCUUACGAGGCGUUGAAGGGCGGAACCACCUCUGAAGCUUUGGAAGACAUGACCGGAGGUCUUACCGAGUUCAUCGAUCUCAAGAGCCCGCCAAAGAAUCUCAUGCAAAUGAUGAUGCGUGGAUUCGAAAUGGGAUCCUUGUUCGGAUGUUCGAUCGAGGCUGAUCCAUACCAAUGGGAGGCAAAGAUGCCGAAUGGGCUUGUCAAGGGCCACGCCUACUCGAUCACCGGAAUGCGCAUCGUCGAUGGCCCUGAUGGUCAGACUUGCAUUCUUCGCGUCCGAAACCCAUGGGGAAAUGAGCAAGAAUGGAACGGACCAUGGUCGGACAACUCGCGAGAAUGGCGAAGUGUGCCAGACUCGGUGAAACAAGACAUGGGACUCAAAUUCGAUCACGAUGGAGAGUUCUGGAUGUCCUUCGAGGAUUUCAUGAGAAACUUCGAGAAAAUGGAGAUUUGCAAUCUCGGUCCAGACGUCAUGGAUGAAGUGUAUCAGAUGACUGGUGUUAAGGCCGCCGGUAUGGUUUGGGCCGCUAACACACAUGAUGGAGCAUGGAUCCGCAAUCAGACUGCAGGAGGAUGCCGAAACUACAUUAACACUUUCGCAAACAAUCCGCAAUUCCGUGUUCAACUCACCGACUCGGAUCCAGAUGAUGAUGACGAGCUGUGCACUGUCAUCUUUGCCGUCAUGCAGAAAUACAGACGUAACUUGAAGCAGGAUGGUCUUGACAAUGUACCAAUAGGAUUCGCUGUUUAUGAUGCUGGAGGUGUUCGCGGAAGAUUGACCAAACAAUUCUUCGCCUCAACAAAAUCAGCGAUGAGAAGUGCGGCGUUCAUCAACUUGAGAGAGAUGACUGGCCGAUUCCGUGUUCCACCAGGUAACUACGUCGUCGUUCCAUCGACGUUCGAGCCAAAUGAAGAGGCCGAGUUCAUGCUCAGAGUCUACACCAACGGAUUCAUCGAGUCGGAGGAGUUGUAA